Messenger RNA from Batrachochytrium dendrobatidis JAM81, 594 nucleotides. RefSeq lists its product as uncharacterized. Gene Ontology annotation, cellular component: delta DNA polymerase complex. Gene Ontology annotation, biological process: DNA synthesis involved in DNA repair; DNA-templated DNA replication. Gene Ontology annotation, molecular function: DNA-directed DNA polymerase activity. The record is from RefSeq and is a predicted model, not a curated record. The transcript is spliced from 2 exons. NCBI's taxonomy places the organism in Eukaryota, Fungi, Chytridiomycota, Chytridiomycetes, Rhizophydiales. The coding region runs from base 1 to 594 and encodes 197 amino acids.
AUGGGACGAGCAGGGGCACGUCGCAGUGGCAUCCAACAACCUUUAUCGUCGUCUUCAAGGCCAUCGUCUACUCAAGAAGCAACAUCAAACGUAGGUAGUUCUGCUGGGAGUAAUGGAUUGCGUUCUAACCUCGGUAGCUCAACUCAUCACUCGGCAAAAUCACUGACAAAAAAACAAGGCACAAGUACAAGGAUACAACAGCAACUCUUGAAGACUUUUACUCAACGAAAAGUACUGCAGGCUGCUGAUGAACUCAAGAAAUCACUCAAAGACACGCAGCAGACGGUCAAGAGUGCUGUCAAGGAAGAACGUCCCAAUACUUGUUUUCAGGCAGAUGUAGAGAUGGAUUCUGAUGGCAAGUCCAACUCGCUUGUCGAAAUGCUAAAAGAUAGACCAGCUCUCAUCAAGGCAUUCCACUCUUUUGAUCUUUCAGCUAUGCUGGGUCCCUGUGUAGGUUUAUCUAGAUUUGAAAGAUGGAGUCGAGCAAAAAACCUCGGUCUAAAUCCUGAUGAGCAACUUGGAAAGCUCCUUGCUACCCAUAUUGCUCAAGUCGAUCCUAUACUUGGCGAAUGCUUAUGGUUUGAUAAACUUUAA